UAGGGGAAAAAGUCAGUUCCCGGUAAGUGGGAUGAACUAUACGUGGACGACAAAGAUAAGGUCAUAACAUAACAGGUGUCCCUAUACCUGGCAAGUUCCUAAAUCAUCUAGAUGCUUCAUGUCCCAAUGCGAAAGAACGUGAACCUACUAGAAGUAUCUUUUUACUGGAGAAACACCUAACAUUAUCCCCAAUUUAAAUUGGAACUUGCUCAACCCUUUUUGCCGAUCCAUAAUUUCUUCUAGGAGCUGCAAAUUAUAAUAUUAAAGUUCGAAGCGAAGUAUUAGCACUGGUUUUCUUGUGAAAAAAUGAGCACAGUUGUGGAUGUAGUGAACCAUCUUCUCAACUUUCCAGAAGCCAUUGAGAGGCUAGGAAUCCCAUCGCGGUCAAAUGAGAGCAGUGAGAACAAGGGUAACAUUCCAGUGGACAUUCUUGAUGCCCCUAAAGAGUACAUUUUCCACAUGGAUGUUCCUGGUCUAUCCAAAUCUGACAUUCAGGUGACGGUGGAAGAAGAGAACACGCUGGUGGUACAAAGCAACGGGAAGAGGAAGCGGGAGGAGAGUGAAGAAGAGGGGUGCAAGUACUUGAGAAUGGAGAGGAGGGCACCUCAGAAACUCAUGAGGAAGUUCAGGCUGCCAGAUAACUGCAAUGUUUCUGCAAUUACUGCUAAAUGUGAGAAUGGAGUGUUAACUGUAGCAGUUGAGAAGAUGCCUCCACCUCCCAAGUCCAAGUCUGUUGAAGUUGCAAUUUCAUAAAUUAAUUUAUCAUGAAUCAACUAGUGUAUUGUCUGUUGUUCAGCUUCAUCAGAUGCACCUCUGUAGUAGUAUCAGACCUUUAGUUUGCAUUUUCCUUAACUAGUCUUGGUUCAACUCUGUCAAAAUUUUGUAUGUAAAUUUAAGUAAAAUCCUGAACUCUUGCAAUCUUGCCGAGCUAUUUUAGAAAAAGUGAAUUGCUUGCCACGA
This is a messenger RNA of Capsicum annuum, 960 nucleotides long. Its product is annotated as 17.4 kDa class III heat shock protein. Bases 307 to 753 code for a protein of 148 amino acids. The transcript is spliced from 3 exons. The record is from RefSeq and is a predicted model, not a curated record. NCBI's taxonomy places the organism in Eukaryota, Viridiplantae, Streptophyta, Magnoliopsida, Solanales, Solanaceae. Gene Ontology annotation, biological process: protein folding; response to heat; response to salt stress.